UUUUCGGGGAGUGGGGGUCGGGUGCCCCCAGCUCUGCGCCUCUGCUGCUCGCAGCGCACUUCGUGUCGCGGGGACGCCGAGGGCGCCGGCCGUCUCCCGGGGUGCGGCGUCUGGACGGGCAGGUCGUAGCCGGGAGGAGAGGGCGCGCUUCCGCGGGGAACCGGGGAAGGACACGCCAGUGACGGAGCUGGUGCUGCUGAAGGGCCCGGAACGGGGCGAAGCGGGUCCCGGCGCGGACGCGGGCCGAGGGGCGGGGCGUGCAGACUGUGUGUGCAGGAGCGUACGGGCUCCCUCGCGAUGUCGCUGGUGGCGGGAAGGGGGCUUUGGGGCUGCGGUUGAGGGACAGGGAGCCAGGUCUGGAACGCGAGGGCAGGGCCAGGAGGGGCUGGGCAGGAGACAAGAGAAAGCGAGGUCCUCGGGGCUCGCAGACCUGCACCUGGCUGGCCGUGGGGGCGAGAGGAACAGAGGAGGCAGGGAGUGCAGGCGUGGCCUGUGGGACUGGCAGGUGCUGACCCGGCCUCCAAGCGCAGCACCGCCUCCUGGCGCAGUAGGAAGAAACGCUGGUGGGGAAAGACCUUUGGGUCUGAGACGCUUGAGGGACACAGGUGAACAGUUACUAUAAAAUAGGGUCUGGAGCCGAUGAGAAGGCUCUGGCUUUCGUGAGAUCAUCGAGGAGAGCGGAUUCUGGGAGAGGAGAGCAAAGGACUGACCCUCAGAAACCUAGACAGUUGUGAUGUUGGCUAACAGACAAAAGCCUGGGAAGGAAACCAGAAAAUGAAGAGCAGGUAUUAGGAGAGUCGGACAGAGAAGUGUGCCAGAAACUGAGGUCGACAGGGUGACUAAACCAAUGGGAACAAUGACUUGGGGAGAUGAAGACAGGUUGAAAUGUGGGUUGGGAAAUCAGGGAGACGGGGAGAGCAGGCUGGCUGCAGCACCGGGAGCAGGAGCUGAGAAGUAAGGCGGGUGAGUGUGGAGCCUAAGAUCUAUGGGGGCUGAGAUGGCAUUUUAGUUGUCUUUGAUUUCCCAUCGCUGGGCAUAGAGUAGCGUUGGGGCUCAAUGGUGCUGUUCUUUAAGGAAUCAGUAUACAGAGAAGAGAGCUGAGCUUUCUGGCACCUUGUGCAGAGGAAGAGACCAGCGAGAAUAGCAUUGAGGAGUGGAGGAGUGAGCUGUGAACAAAAACAAGGACUCUUGUCACAGAGACAAAGGAAAGGAUGAAGGGUGUAUAUGCAGUGGCCACUGUGAUCCAGACAGCAAGGAGAAAAUGAGGCAGCGCAGGGCAGGGCAGGGCAGGGCGGAGCUCUGAAUCCAGGUCUUAUUUCCCUAUCUGGUGGAGGGAGAGGAGGCGGAAGUGAAAUGGCUCAGUGGGGCUCAGCCGACCAGAAAACACCAGAAGGGACAUCCCGGUGUCUGGGACAGAGGCUAGAACUGACAUGCCCCAGAAAGUCCCAACCUGUGUGGGGUUCAGGGAUAAGAGGAAGAAAACCAAAAUGGAGGCAUCAUAAUCACUUUCCUGGGAUCGAUGGAAAUAUCUUUGAAAUUGAUCCUUGAGUAUUUUUUAUUUGUAGUGACUUCUGUGAAUGGAUAAUUUUCUUCAUAAUUUCGUGUUGAUUUUUUGUAUCAUAUAGGAAUUUACUGAUUGUUAUUAAGUAAUGAUAUAUUUUACCCUUUCAUUCCUUUGAUAUUUUUGGAAGUCUGAUAAUAAUUUGAUGGUUCCAGAUAUGUAAUCAGAAUGCAAAAAUAUUAAUUAUUUUACUCCUAAUUAUUACUAUUUUUAUUUCUUCUUGAAAUUUUUAUCUUCUUUAUAUGAGAUUUCUCUGAUACUUUACCACUCUGUAAAAUUAACUCUCUGCUUUGUAAAGUCUUUUUCUUUUAUAAAUUUGUCAUUUUAUUGGAGCUCCUGGUGGCUCAGUCCAUUAAGCAUCUGACUGUUGAUCUUGGUUUCAGCUCAGGUCAUGCUCUCACAGUUGGUGAGUUUGAGUCCAUCAGGCUCUGGGCUAACAGCACAGAAUCCACAUCAGAUCCUCUGUCUCCUUCUCUCUGAGCCUCCCCUACUUGUGCUCGCUCUCUCUCUCUCUCUCUCUCUCUCUUUCUCUCAAAAAAUAAAUAAACCUUAAAGAAAUUGUCAUAUUUUUAUAAAUUUGUGUAGAACUACAGUAAACACCUCUGGUACUUAAUAACAAAAUGAUAGAACUUAUAUUGUUAAAAUUGUUUUGUAUUUAUUCAACUAUUUCUCUGUUUUGAAUUAGCCUUACACUAUAAUAAUGAACAUUUUUUGAUUCCUUACUAUGUGCAAGGCUCUGUUUCAAGAGAUUCACAAAUACUGAAUAUUAUCCCAGUUAGAUUUCCCAAUAAACCAAUGACAUAGGCUCCAUAAUAAUCUCCAUUCUACAUGAGAGGAAACUAGUCACAAUGGGUUAAAAAAAAAAAUGAGGAGCACAUAUCAGGAACCACAUAUAAAUUUGUUUGUAGGGGAUCAUUUGGUGUUUAAAACUUCACUACCACCCCCCAAAAAUAUUGAAAUGCAAAGAAAAGAUGAACCCUGGGGUUUAACAGUAGGGAGUCCAAUCCCUCUAGAUCUUCAACACAUUGUUUAGGAUUUGCUCCAUCCCAAAACACAUCCAGGCAAGGGGGAUGGUGUUCACCAUGGAGGGGAAAUGACAUUCCUUGGGAUUUGUUCCUAGGAAGAAAAUAUAUAAAACAAUCAAGCCUUAUGACUCAGCCAGUUGCUCAAAAUGAGAAUCUCUCUCCUUAUGUUGUCUUCAGUGAAUCUUACACCGUAAAGAAUCAUGUGCUUUACCACAAACUUCUGUCUGGUGAGUGACAAUUCCUGCUUAUUGGUUCCUUUUUCAGAAUCUGACCACAGCCAGGCAAUACAGAAGGCUGGCCAGGCUCAUCAUCUCUAAUAUUUUAAUAUAGUAUAUGCUAUAUUAAUAUAUUUUAGGAGUGAGGCUUAUUGAGUGAGAGCUGCUCUGACUGCAAGCCUCUCAGCCCCUGUCCUUUCCCAGGCUCCAGGAUGGUGGUCCUGAGGAUCACUGGGGCCCCAGGGAUGGCAACUUGAUGUCCUUGGUGAUGCUGAGCUCCCCUUUGGUUCAGAGCAGAAACACCCCAGCACUUCAGGAGAAGGCGGUCUUCCCAGCAGAUGUUGCAGACCAGUGAGAAGUCAAAGGGCACCGUGAGGAUAUGUCAUUUCACUCUCCUGCUCUUGUCAGCCCACGUGCUCUGAAACUCCUGAGACAGUGAGGCCCAGCAACGAGAUGAUGAAAGUUGAAGGAGAAUCUGGCCACUCCCAGAGGCUAUAGAAGGCUGUCCAACCUCUCUGAUAUCCCAUUGAGUGAGAACUGCUCUGACUGCAAAUAUCUCAGCCCCCAUUCUUUCUCCCAGGCUCCAGGAUGGUGGUCCUGAGGGUCCCUGGGGCCCCGGGGAUGGCAGCUCUCAUGAUGUCCUUGAUGACGCUGAGCUCCCCUUUGGUUCAGAGCAGAGACACCCCAGAGCUUUACCUCUACCAGAGGCGGAGUGUCUGCUACGAGUUGAAUGGGACACACCGCUUCCUGGAACAAUACGUGUACAACAGAGAGCUGUUCAUCCAGUUCGACAGUGACAGCGCCGCGGGGGUGUUUGUGGCGGAGUCUGAGCUGGGCCGAGAAACUGCCAAGAACUGGAACAUCCAGAAGGAGUUCCUGGAGCUGAGACGGAGCGCCGUGGACACGGUGUGCAAGCACAACUUCGAGCUGGACGAGGGUUUCACGCUGCAACGCAGAGUCCAGCCUAACGUGAACGUCUCCCCCUCCAAGAAGGGGCACCUGCAGCACCACAACCUGCUUGUUUGCCAUGUGUCAGAUUUCUAUCCCGGCCACAUUCAAGUCCGCUGGUUCCUGAAUGGACAGGAGGAAACAGCUGGGGUUUUAUCCACUAACCCGAUCCAUAAUGGAGACUGGAACUUCCAGAUGCUGGUGAUGCUGGAAAUGACCCCCCAGCAGGGAGAUGUCUACACCUGCCAGGUGGAGCACCCCAGCCUGGACGGUCCUGUCACCAUGGAGUGGAAGGCACAGUCUGAUUCUGCCCGGAGCAAGAUGCUGGCUGGAGUCGGAGGCUUCGUGCUAGGGUUCGUGGCUCUCGGAGUGAGCCUCCUUCUCCGUUUUAGAAGCCGUUGAGGACUCCGGAACUGAUCUCAACUAUCACAUGUAGCCUUGGAACAAGUGAUUCUAAUACUCCUGUUGUCCAGCAAUCCUCCACUUCCAAAAAGGAUAUUAUGGCUAAAUUGUGCCCCUGACACCAGUUUCUGAGUGUCUGCAUUUUAAUUCAAUGUACUUACUCUUUCUCAAGUUCUUCCAGUCUAUUGAGGGACCUUUCCUGAGGAACAUGAACCAUCUAAAUCGAAUAUUGUUGUUCUUUCUUUUUGAGAGGAAGGAGAUGAUCAUGUGGCCAUGUUUAUGGUUGAAGGGUUUGGUGAUCACUGGACAGGUCAUUGUUGUUUUACCCAGGCAUGGAGAAAUAAUACACUUCUUGAUGGUGA
Molecule: messenger RNA, 4513 nt
Organism: Neofelis nebulosa (Clouded leopard)
Lineage: Eukaryota; Metazoa; Chordata; Mammalia; Carnivora; Felidae
Product: HLA class II histocompatibility antigen, DP beta 1 chain-like
Exons: 8
Coding region: 3390-4151 (253 amino acids)
Biological process (GO): immune response; antigen processing and presentation of exogenous peptide antigen via MHC class II; peptide antigen assembly with MHC class II protein complex
Cellular component (GO): MHC class II protein complex; membrane
Molecular function (GO): MHC class II protein complex binding
Source: RefSeq, a predicted model, not a curated record